GUUGAAGUACUCCAAUUUAGCAUUAAAUAGGCCGGGUAUAGAUUGUUUUUCGAAUGUCACAGAAUGAUGUGAUAUCUUAACUGUUACGUGCUUUUACGGUCGAUAUUUCACAUUUAGUGUACAGCCCAGCUUAUGAGCACCAGCAGGUCCAAGAACAGUCUAUGUGCUAACAAAACUUCAUUGCUAUUCUACAGAAUAAAACACCACUCUCAUACACCAUCUAUCUAUCCAUUGUCUGGCAGCGGCAUCCGCACAGGGAGAGCAUGGGAACGCGAUAAGAUAGUUGACCGACUGACGUACGCGACAAAGAGAUAAAGCGUUUAGAAAGG
Aspergillus versicolor CBS 583.65 is the source of this 329-nucleotide messenger RNA. RefSeq lists its product as uncharacterized. The record is from RefSeq and is a predicted model, not a curated record. The coding region runs from base 133 to 315 and encodes 60 amino acids. NCBI's taxonomy places the organism in Eukaryota, Fungi, Ascomycota, Eurotiomycetes, Eurotiales, Aspergillaceae. The transcript has a single exon.